GUCCAGAGGACCAUCCAGUGAGAGAAUGGAGAGAGGAAAAGCUUGUUCCUCCAGCUCGCACCGCCCUCUUCCCUAUUUUGGGCUUCGUCUGCGGCAUGCUGCUGCUGCUUCGUCACUGCACACGAGGGGUCUUGAACUCAGGCACAACGACACACAGGCAGCAGGCAGAUCUCGGCGGUAGAAGCGGAUCUUGUUCAGGCAACGGGAGCCGACCCGCUCCUCCAAACUCGGGAAGAGAGCGCCACUCGGAAGUCAAUAGGACACAAUCACGCCUCUAUUCUCUUCUAUCUGCUCGUCUGUUACGUGUGGGAUGGCGGGCCGCUGAGCUGACAGACAGCAAAGGUGAGAGGGAGGCCACACACUUACUGACCCAUUCAGUCACCUCAAUGCGUUGACCUUCUUUGUCUGUGAGCAUCUCUCUCUCUGUGUGUUGUCGGCUCAUCAGUCACUGCAGGCGUGUUGGUUCGGUGUUGGCGGCCUCCCCAUCUGCCGCUGCUGCUGCUGGUGGUAGGCCAAACAUACUAAGAAGAUCGAGCUGUCGCGAAUAGCACGCCGAGCAAGGCGUACGCAGGAGUGGGCACCAGCACAAGCCUUCUGAUCGUCCCCUGACUGCGAAAGAGAUUGAGGAGCUGUGACUCUGCUGGUGCGGCGCAUCUCCGUCGUGGUGUCCUCUGCUCUCGUCGAGGGUGCUGCCGUCGCCUCCUCGGUGUCUGCUGUCAUCGUCCUGCUGCGGUGGCCGGUGUUAUGGAGCCGUCUGUGAGUGUGCGGUUCGCUGGCGAUGGGGAGGGCGAUGCGCCCCUCGAGAGAAAGGAGGGCGUUCUGCGGCAAUUGAAAUACUUCACUCAGGUCAGAUGCGACACACCAAACACGCCAGAGAUGACAGACACGCGACAUGGACACCAUGUGUGUCGUCUGUGUGUGUGCAGGUGAUGGACGGUGAGUUUUCGGAGGGCCAGGAGCGUCAGGUGUGCAUCGAGAAGAUCAGCCGGCCCAUCGGUGAGGUGGUGCUGCAGCAGGAGGUGGACAUCGUCAAGUCGCUGACCAAGGACAAUCUGCUCGACGCGAUGACAGCUCUCGACUACCUCCAAUUCGACGUCGACCGAAUCUUCACAACGGGCAGCAGUCAGAGCAUCCUGUGGCGCAUCCAUCGCAAGGUGAGCAUCGGCAAGAGAGAGACCUCAAUCUCGUUCAUGGCUCCACUGUCGGUGCCUUUCGGUCUCUGUCAGGUUGUGGGCGAGGGAUGGCUUGCCGACCAUCAGCUGGCCACCGGUCUGCUGGACGGCUUCAGCCGCUACCCCUUCAUGGCCCGAUUCAUCCACUGCCAUCCCGACAUCUGCGCUGCGCUGCGUCAGUGUCUGCGGAAGAAGCCUGACGUCAUCAGCGAGCAGUGGAGCCGUCGUGAAAUGGGCGAGGACACUGACGCUACCAAGGCAGCGUUGAGCCUGGCGGCUAGCCUGGCCGACGCCAUCUCGUAUGACGCAAUUGAUGUGUCGCGUCAAGAGCUUGCCCGAUUCAUGAAAUCAGUGAAAAACACGGCAUCUCUCUCGACAGCCCAUGGUAAGAAGGUCAACUGGCGGGAAGGCUAACAUCAGUGACAUCUGUAAUCUCUGUUGUGGUCGGUUUGGUGCCUUGUAUGUCUGCAGCGGCUGUUUUCGAGUCGGACGAAUUCUCAUUGCCUUCUACGGCGACGGUGCGGCCCUUUGCCGGCGAGCAUGAAGGACCCAUCACAUGUAUGGGAUUCCGCUUCAACGUGGUGGGGCUGCCGCCUCCUUACGCCCCCUGUGCACCCAACAACCUGCCGGCCAACGUUAUCCGCGACAGCGAUGCGAAGCUGACAGAUCUGGCGGGCUGGCACGUCAACUUCCCGCGAGUCGUUUGCGGAGCCGACAGGGAGUCGUUUGUGUCGUGCUACGCGGCUGAUUGCUACCUGCAGGUGGCUGGUCCUUACGGCAACUCCGAUACCACCCGUCCCAUGGUCCGAUUGCACGAGAGCCCGACUCUGAGCUGCAAUGCGAUCCGAAUGGGCGAGGAAGCGUCGGCUGGCGUCUCUGUCGGUCCAUUUGGUUUGAGCCUGCUGGGAGGAUCACUCUGGUUAUGUGGCAACGUCCCCAUUCUUUCUGCCGAUGCGCUGGCGCAGGAGGGGCUGGGGGAUACUCGUCUGAGGGAUAUUCAGCUCAAGGUGACGGCUCGCCGGUUCCCUAUGCGUGAACUGGCUCUCCACUACCUGCGGAUGUGCGUCAUCGAGGGCCGCUGUGAGGAGAUCUCCAUGAUGGCCAGGCAAGUGGAAAUGAGCACCUGCACAGAGACAGUACGUCUCUCACUCUCUCUCUCUCUCUCUGUGAUCGUCUAUGUGUGUGUAGGUCGAUUCAUCGUGAGGUCGCUGAGUACCUGCUCACCAGCAUGGGGGGGGUGGGGGGGGUGGGGCGUCAUCGCCUUCCACUGAUGCUGUAUUGGGCGGCGGCCAUUGAGGGCCUCUCUCGGCAUCGAGCUGAAGGUAUUUCAUCCGGGCUGGAGCGUCACUUUGACAUCAAGGAUGUGCCGGCCGUCCUUCCUGUGGUGCCCAAGCUUUCAUCAGCCAUCCAGACGGCCUUCAAAGAUACCGUAAAGAAGGCAGUCGACGCACACGAUGAGGAGGCCUUCGACCAGCUCUACGACCAGCUCACCACUUGCAGCAAGAAGGUAAGCCAGCUCCACUGGUCUUUUCAUCCCCUAUCCCGGGCCCACUGUCGGUCUGUCUAUGUCCAUGUGGCUCUUGUCCGCGCAGGAGGCGGCCGAGCGGCAUCGUCUCGCCGCCGAGAAUGAACGUCUUCGAAAUGAGAACGCCCUGCUCAAGAAACAGGUCAGUUGGGUGUUUGUUCAGCCAGCUUGCAUCAGUCAUUGCCAGCGUGCCUGUGUGUCGUUCGUUCGCUGGUUUAGGAGUGUCGUGGGACAAAGCGGCCGCGGGAUGAGAUGGAGGGCCAGCCGCAGCAGCAGCGGCAGCAAGAGGGGGAAGCUGACCAGGAGAUGAAGUCAUAGAUAGUAGGCGUCAUCCAUCCCUCCAUCCAUCCCUCCACGUGUGAUGCGUGUCGUGACCAAUUAUCAUUUUUGCCAGUUUGUUUUGUGUCGUGUCGUAUCGACCGGUUGCUCCCUUGCCUCUGGCUGACUGCUUGGAUAAGGUCGGACGGCUCGAUUGAUAUUUAUAUCCAUGCCGUCAUGCCGGUCUGUUUGACCGUAGGCAGACCAGUGACAGAGAGUCAGCCAGCCAGCCAACCGGCUGAUUCGUUUGGUACGGCGUGUGUACACACAAAUGUAUACAUACGUCGGCGACAAGUAUACAUACAAACAUACAAGCAUACAAACGUACAUACAUACAUACAUCUACCAGCGGCCACGUGCGGUGCGCAUUGUGAGCGAUGAUGAGUGUUGGCUUGCCUGCUGUCGUGGCUUGCCAUGUCUUGCCUGCUUAUUGCGUGGAUGGGAUCCAUGAACAAGUGCAUUCAGAGAGGUUCUUCUCUCUCCACUGCCUUGCCUGUUUGCUGGAAGCUCUAUUCAUACGCUCGGCAUAUGAAUGAGUGCGGCGUAUCCAUCCAUGCGUGCGUUGCUCGUGGAUGUGCGUGUGACUGACUGCAAUGAAUCCAACCCCUUGUCAUUUAUAUGCAAAGGAGGACACUUGUCCGUGUAUUCAUGUGCUCACAUUCGUGGAUGUGUGUGGUUUUGUGGCUGCAGUGAAUGGAUAAAUACGGUUUCACUUCAGAGAAAGGUCACACUCAUGCAAA
Vitrella brassicaformis is the source of this 3755-nucleotide messenger RNA. The record is from the annotation of a GenBank genome assembly. Lineage: Eukaryota; Vitrellaceae.